CUGUGGGUGGCGCCCUUCCGAGACAGGCUUGGGCGAUUUUGUGCAGUUUCGUGUGCAACAAAGUACGGAGCUUGGCAGCUAGCGAGAACAGAAAAUCGACCCUUCUGAGAUUGUUUAUCUUCCCUGCGUUUUGAGACUGUUUUUUCAGACAUUUCUAAGCUUUCAGUGUCAUAUUGGAAGUUUAAUAGAAACGGAAAUCAACGCGAUUCAGUUUUCGGACGGUGUUAGGACGCUUUGAGGAGCAGCAAGGUGCUUUUUUGUAUAGAAAAGCGGGCGUAACAUUAGCGAGCUGGCGUAGAAAAGAGAGAUCCAGCACUACGCAGCGUGUCGGCCAGCCAGGGAGAGCCGGGAGGACCACGGCAGAGCCGCCGCCAGCGCCACGGGGAGUCGGGGCCCGAGAGGGAGCCUGCCAGGCCCUCGGCUUGAUGCACCCUGCCUGCCUCGCCUUAGCCGCAGUCCGAGAUGGGGGAGACCAAAAUUAUCUACCACCUCGACGACCAGGAGACACCGUAUCUGGUGAAGCUGUCGGUGCCGGCGGACAAAGUCACUCUGGCAGAUUUCAAAAAUGUCCUCAAGAAACCAAAUUACAAAUUCUUCUUCAAAUCGAUGGACGAUGACUUCGGGGUGGUAAAGGAGGAAAUAUCUGACGACAAUGCUAAGCUGCCCUGCUUUAAUGGACGUGUGGUAUCAUGGCUGGUCUCUGGAGAUGGGGCCCACACAGAUGCAGGCUCAGUGGCAGAUAGUUUAGAAGCGGCACCUCCUUUGGAAAGGACCGGAGGCAUCGGAGACUCAAGACCACCUUCUUAUCAUGGGAAAGCAGCAAGCGGUCGAGACAGUUUGGACAAUGACACAGAGACCGGCUCCAUGGUGUCACAAAGGAGAGAGAGGGAGAGGCCGCGACGGAAACACAACGACCACGGUGGAAGGCAGAAUGGCUAUUCAUCGAGAGCAAUGGGACGUGGUGGCGCCGAGUAUGACAGCUGCUCGUCCUUCAUGAGCAGCGAACUGGAGUCUACCUCCUGCUUCGAUUCUGAGGAUGAUGAUGCAACCAGCAGAUUUAGCAGCUCCACUGAGCAGAGCUCCUCUCGUUUAAUGAGACGACACCGCCGUCGCCGACGGAAACCUAAGGCCUCCAAUAUGGACAGGUCUUCGUCAUUCAGCAGCAUCACAGACUCCACCAUGUCUCUGAACAUCAUUACUGUGACUCUCAACAUGGAGAAGUACAACUUCUUGGGCAUCAGUAUUGUGGGUCAGAGCAAUGAGAGGGGAGAUGGAGGAAUCUACAUUGGCUCUAUCAUGAAGGGAGGAGCUGUGGCUGCAGACGGACGCAUAGAGCCAGGGGACAUGCUGUUGCAGGUGAACGACAUAAACUUUGAGAACAUGAGCAAUGAUGAUGCAGUUCGAGUACUUAGGGACAUAGUGCACAAGCCAGGCCCUAUUACUCUGACUGUGGCCAAGUGCUGGGACCCGAACCCUCGGAGCUGCUUCGCUCUGCCCAGGAGUGAGCCAAUCCGGCCCAUUGACCCAGCUGCGUGGGUGUCCCACACGGCUGCUAUGACUGGGGUGUACCCUGCGUAUGGCAUGAGCCCUUCCAUGAGCACCGUCACCUCCACCAGCUCCUCCAUCAGCAGCUCUAUCCCUGAGACUGAACGAUUCGAUGACUUCCACCUCUCCAUCCACAGCGACAUGGCAACAGUUGCCAAGGCCAUGGCCUGCCCGGAGUCAGGCCUGGAGGUGCGGGACAGGAUGUGGCUCAAAAUAACCAUCGCUAAUGCCUUUAUCGGGUCUGAUGUGGUGGACUGGCUCUUCCAUCAUGUGGAAGGGUUUUCUGAUCGCAGAGAAGCUCGUAAAUACGCCAGCAACCUGCUGAAGGCCGGCUACAUCAGACACACUGUCAAUAAGAUCACCUUCUCUGAACAGUGUUACUAUAUCUUCGGAGACCUCUGCGGCAACAUGACCCACCUGUCUCUCCACGACCAUGAUGGUUCCAGUGGGGGUGCCUCAGAUCAGGACACUCUCCCCCCUCUGCCCCAUCCCGGGGCAGCCCCCUGGCCCAUGGCCUUGCCCUACCAGUUCCCUAUUCCGCACCCAUAUGACCUCCCACAGCCCUACCAUGGUGGACCGGGCGCUGGCAGUGCAGGAAGCCAGCACAGUGGGAGCAGUGGUUCGAACUGCAGUAAGAACGAGGGCCGGAAGUCUGGCGGCAGUGGCAGCGAAACCGAGAUCAGGAGCCACCGAGCUCCAAGCGAGCGCUCAGUGGCUCCCCCUAGUGAGCGAAGUGUCCGUAGCUCUGUCAGCCACCGCAGUGUCAACUCUCACUCGAUAGCUUACGGUCCUGGCCUUGUCUAUGGUCCCCCUGGCCUUCCCCCCCAGCCCCCACAUCUGUCUACAGCUGCACCUGGUGCCCCACCAGGCAGAGAGCUUGCCUCAGUGCCCCCUGAGCUCACUGCUUCACGGCAAUCUCUGCGCCUGGCAGUGGGAAAUGCAGGAGAGUUCUUUGUUGAUGUGAUGUAAUGCAGGUUACAGGCCGAUAAGAAGUAGCAGAUUGGGCUUUCCCGGGUCACUGUAAGACUGAGAAGGACAGCGUGAUGGACAAGAGGGAGGGAAGAUUGCAAAAGCUGUAACCCACAACUCUGAUUCCACUCCACUCUUCUAAUAGCAGAAAUGGAUGCAACCCUGUUGUGUAUGCUGAGAGAAAAUGUUCCUUGUCUUUUGUGCUAUUCUUCCUAGCAGUAGUGGCCAUACUUUCUUCAGUGAAGAAACCCCCAAGCUCAAGAUGGAACCAAAGCACUUCUCUCAGUUUCCGCUCCUCAGUGAGGAAGAAUUUCCGUAAGGACAAAGAGUAAGAGAGAGGAGAGAGAGGCAUUUGAAAUGGACAGCUGGGGAAGAUGACUCAGCGCUUUCCUGCGUGGAUGUUUUUCAUUUGUUCUGCUCUUCACUCUCCUCUCUGCCUUCCUUAUCUACCAUUCUGUCCUCCCCCACCCUUGUGCAUGUCGAAACUGAGAGAAGCAAGCCUCUUCCCUCCUUCUGUUCUUUCAAUUCCUUUUGACCUCUAACAAAAAAAAGUCCGAAAGAAAGCUGAACACUAACUGCUAAGGUUAUUCAGACUUUUUAAAUGUUUGCUUGACUUAUGAGAGAAAGAAAAUGGACAAGUUUGUAUGUAGUGCAAGAGAACUGCAUUCCUUACUGUAAGAAAUGCAUUUGUUUUAUUAUAUAUAUGUAGUUGGUCACAACUAGUUUCAUUUUUCAAUGCUAAACAUGAGCAUCCAACUUCAAGAGUCAUUUUUACACUACACAGUUGCAUUUUCAUCUAUUAACCAGAGCAUUUUUCAGACUCUGUUGUGAUAAUGUAUAGUGGAAACAAAAUUCUUAUCAUGUCUUUCACACUACUCUUUUAUUAAGGAAAAAAUGUCUUUUUAUUUAUAAAUAUAGUUUUAUGACUUAA
Scatophagus argus is the source of this 3445-nucleotide messenger RNA. Its product is annotated as segment polarity protein dishevelled homolog DVL-3-like. Gene Ontology annotation, molecular function: frizzled binding. The transcript has 15 exons. Bases 463 to 2514 code for a protein of 683 amino acids. NCBI's taxonomy places the organism in Eukaryota, Metazoa, Chordata, Actinopteri, Scatophagidae. The record is from RefSeq and is a predicted model, not a curated record. Gene Ontology annotation, biological process: intracellular signal transduction; canonical Wnt signaling pathway. Gene Ontology annotation, cellular component: cytosol.